CUGGCUAGGUGUGGCUCAAGCUCAUUGAGGAAAAGCAUAUAUCAACACAAAGAUGGUGUCUUUAAGCUUCAAUAUUAUCACCUUUCUAGUACUAAUGGUGCUCCCUCUGCUACAUGUAACUCAGUCAGCUAGCACUGCAGAUAUGAGUGAAGUACCGGCUUCUGGUGAUCAUGAAACUAUUAAACCAGUAGUUGUGCCAAGAAUGGGCACCCUGAAUCUGAAUCAACAGGAAACCUGUGAAGUUUCAAACAGGAGAUUUCUUGGGAGGAAGAUGAUGUUUAAAAGGAUUUUGGGAAUGGUAAAAGAGGAAGCAGGAUACUUAAAUGGAGGACAAUCUUCCAAGAGUAUUGCUACUUCAUCAGGUUCUGCGCAUCCUGUCAAAAACAGUAUCAAUAUCAAUGUACGACCACAAAGAUUGAGAAACAUUAGUAGAGGACAUCCUCAUACUCGUCGUCGUGUGAAGGUGAAAAUAGCUGGUAACUUUAUACCUUUGAAUGCUGAUUAUCAUGUUCCAAGACCUCACCCGCCCAAGAAUAACUAAAUAACAGC
Molecule: messenger RNA, 549 nt
Organism: Rosa chinensis
Lineage: Eukaryota; Viridiplantae; Streptophyta; Magnoliopsida; Rosales; Rosaceae
Exons: 3
Coding region: 53-541 (162 amino acids)
Biological process (GO): positive regulation of gene expression; positive regulation of cell population proliferation; regulation of root meristem growth
Molecular function (GO): growth factor activity
Source: RefSeq, a predicted model, not a curated record